Platichthys flesus (European flounder) is the source of this 1737-nucleotide messenger RNA. It is a transcript of the gene ctdspl2b, whose product is annotated as CTD (carboxy-terminal domain, RNA polymerase II, polypeptide A) small phosphatase like 2b. The transcript is spliced from 13 exons. The record is from RefSeq and is a predicted model, not a curated record. Bases 191 to 1606 code for a protein of 471 amino acids. Gene Ontology annotation, molecular function: phosphoprotein phosphatase activity. NCBI's taxonomy places the organism in Eukaryota, Metazoa, Chordata, Actinopteri, Pleuronectiformes, Pleuronectidae.
GAGGCGGGAAAUGGCGCCCGGUAACACAACGGUGUGUCAUUUCAGAGACGGCCCUUGAGCAGAUACACCGAAAAAGUGGGAUCGGAUCGCGAAAACAACCAGAGCCGCAGUCGUGAUGGUCGAUCGGCGUUGAGUCGUAACCCCCGGACGCCGCGGAGCACCGUAAACCUUUCAUGUGACUGCUAAAACAAUGAGGCUGAGAAUGCGUAAGGCGUCUCAGCAACCGAACCCCAGCGUGGCGAGCCGCCUGUCCAGGACCAAGCGGAGGCACUCAGAAGUCGAAGAGGACACUCCUACUAGCGGAGGGCGGGGCUUGUUCUCCACCAUCAAGAAGUUCAUCAGAGGAAAUGCUGUUAAGGUGGAGAAGGAAAGCCCAGCUAAGAAGACACGCCUCCACUGCGAUGUGGACAACAACCUGAUCAGCUCUACGACCACCGACUCCCCGCGCAGGACUAUCGGCAGGAGAGGCUCCAUCAAUGGCCAGGCAACCAAUCAUGACAGGAGUAAGGAGAAGCCCAACGGCAGUCUGGAGGAGACAACGACGGCUGUGGAGCUGCCCACCAGUCCCCAGAGAACCACCCUCCUCGGGACCAUCUUCUCUCCUGUUUUCAACUUCUUCUCACCAGCUAAAAACGCCUCUUCUGACUCUCCAGACCAGUCGCUGGAGGCCGAGGAGAUCGUCAAGCAGCUGGAAAUAGAGCAAGCUGUGGAGAUGCCCACCAGCACGGCCAUAUCCACACCGGAACUGUGUGCCACCACUAACUUUUACGCCAGUGUACCACAGCUGCCACCUCUUCGGCCCCCCCACAUCCCAGAGGCUCCGCCCACAGCAGGGGAGGGGGAGCUUGCUGCUGAUGCGGACCUUCCACCUCUCACAGCUCCAGGCGCCGUUCCAGAAAUGUCCUAUGUGGACUGUCCUCCGACUGCAGUACCUCAAGAGGCGACAUAUGAGGAAGACUGGGAGGUCUUUGACCCGUAUUUCUUCAUCAAACACGUCCCUCCACUGACAGAAGAGCAGCUCACCCGUAAGCCAGCCUUACCACUGAAGACGCGCAGCACGCCGGAGUUCUCGCUGGUCCUAGACCUGGAUGAGACGUUGGUUCACUGCAGUCUAAAUGAACUGGAGGACGCAGCACUUACCUUUCCUGUUCUCUUUCAGGAUGUCAUUUACCAGGUGUAUGUGCGACUGAGGCCGUUCUUCAGAGAGUUUCUGGAACGCAUGUCUCAAAUCUACGAGAUCAUCCUUUUUACAGCCUCUAAAAAGGUGUAUGCAGACAAACUGCUCAACAUCUUGGAUCCUAAAAAGCAGCUAGUGAGACACCGGUUGUUUCGCGAGCAUUGUGUCUGUGUCCAGGGAAACUACAUCAAGGACCUCAACAUCUUAGGCAGAGACCUGUCAAAGACCAUCAUCAUUGACAAUUCACCACAAGCCUUCGCCUAUCAGUUGUCCAAUGGGAUUCCCAUAGAGAGCUGGUUCAUGGACAGGAAUGACAAUGAGCUGCUGAAGCUUGUGCCCUUCCUGGAGAAGUUGGUUGAGAUGGAUGAGGAUGUGCGUCCGCAUGUUCGGGAGCGGUUCCGGCUUCACGACCUGUUGCCCCCAGACUGAACCCGACCACAGACUCUCAGAACGGGACAACCUGAAAAGACUCAAACCCACAUGUGUGUAGAAAGCCCCCCUUUGGAUUACAAACUACAACAUUGCCAUUACUGAAGAAAAAAAAGAAAGAGUUAGCCCCC